GCACUGAUCAUUCCUCAAAGAAAACAAAGAAAAGUAAAAGAGAAGGAAGACGAGGCUGCGAUUGCAUAGAAUCCGAGAAACCCGCGACAGCAAGACAUUCCUCCCUCCUAGAAGAGCAAAAUCCCCGGCCCAACCGGAAAAAAAAAACCCGUCGCUUGAAAACCACCCAAGAAGAUGGUAGCUCGCAAGUUCCUCGUUCACCACAAUCAGUCUCUCUUCCAUGUCGACUACGACACCGAAGACGGCCUCGACGUACUCAAAUUCCAGCUCUUUUCUCUCACUUUAAUCCCUCCCGACGAACAAAAGAUCUUUGGAGAGAAGAAUGUCCUCAUUAGCACGGAUUCUGAGCUCGAUUCAGUUGCUGAGAAACUCCGUUUGGUAUCCAUCGGCCAUGACGGCCAAGAAGUAGAAGAAGAAGAAGCAGCGGCUGCUAGUUCAUCUGAUGCUGCUGACUUACUGAAAUCCGAUGAAGAAUUGGCUCGGACCUUGCAGGCGGAAGAGGAGGCACUCUUCUUUCAGCAAUUCCGUGCUGGUGAAGACCGGGAGGAGUUUGAGAAGAGGAUUAGGCCUUAUGUGAAGCAAGUUCUCUUGUAUGAAGAUUCAGCUCGGCAAGAGGCUGCCCACAAGACGGUUCCUGUUGAUGAAUUGGAGGAGAAGGCAUUGGUUUCUUUGGCCAAGGAGGGGAACUUCAGACCUUCAAAGCAAGAGCAAGAUCAUGCCUUCUUGCUGCAAUUGCUUUUCUGGUUCAAACAGUCAUUCAGGUGGGUAAAUGCACCUCCUUGUGAUGGUUGUGGCAUUGGAACCAACUUUACUGCCAUGGGUGUUCCACUUCCUUCUGAGCUGCAGUUUGGAGGCUCGCGAGUUGAACUUUAUAGGUGCAAUAGCUGCUCAAUCAUCACCCGUUUUCCACGGUUCAAUGAUCCAUUCAAGCUUCUGGAGACUAGGAGAGGACGUUGUGGAGAGUGGGCCAAUUGCUUUACUCUCUAUUGUAGAUCUUUUGGUUAUGAAUCUCGUCUGAUCUUGGAUUUCACUGAUCAUGUAUGGACAGAAUGUUUUUCAGAAUAUUUAGGAAGAUGGAUGCAUCUUGAUCCAUGUGAAGGAAUAUAUGACCGUCCAUUGUUAUAUGAAACAGGCUGGAACAAGAAUCUGACUUACGUAAUUGGUAUUGCAAAAGAUGGAGUUCAUGAUGUCACUCGACGUUACACAAGGAAAUGGCAGGAGGUUCUAUCUAGACGGAAUAUUACGACAGAGCCUAUUGCCUCUGCUGUUCUUUUUGACAUUACAAAUGAAUGUCGGAAAACCCUUAAUUCUCAAGCAAUUUCAAAACUUGAAGAUCGUGACAGGAAAGAAGCAAAAGAACUUGAUAGAGGACUCCUUUUUCAAGAUGCUGCUUUGAUAUCAUUACCAGGAAGACAAAGUGGGGCCAAGGAAUGGCGCAUAGCAAGAAGUGAACUGGGUACCAAUGACAGUGAUUCUUUGAGUUGUUCUUCGUGCCCAGUCCGUAUUUGUGUAGAUGACCAUGUUACAAAGAUCUAUGAUGCCUUCUCUCAUCUCUUGUCUCAAUUAGUUAGUAGUGGUAUUUCCAAAGACAUAACUCUAGAAAUGUUAGAGAUGCUCAAAAGGAUGCUGGUCGAUCUCCAGAAAAUCUCUUUUAAAGUGCGCAGAGCUACUAUAGAUUCAAAUUCUAAUGCCUCAUUCUUCUCCAAGCAUCAAGUUAUGCCCUAUGUAGAUAGGUUACUUUCUGCUCUUUCCCUGAAGAGGGCAUCGGAGACAGAUGGAAGGGUGGACAUUUGUUUGGCUGGUGAUCCUGUCAAAACUUCUUUAGCUUUGCCUGUGGCAUUAGAUGCCCUUGACAAUGCCAUUUUUAAUCUUAACAAUAUUAAAAGCUUCAGUAGAGAAUCCCUCUUUCUACCACUAUUGAAGUUCAACAGAAUAUCUUCAGGCUCAGUCCUUGCAAGUGGUGAAGAGCUUCCUUUCGGAAUUGCUACAUCAGCAUUUGAUGGUAUUCAUAUUUCUAAAUGGGAAGAGCCAAAUGGUGGCAAAGGUUGUUGGAUCAUAUACAAAGUAAAGAAUGGGCAGAUGCACAAUCUGGAGGCAUAUGAACUGAUGUCAGCCAAUGAUGCACCGGAGAGAGAUCCAAUGGAUUGGAUUGUUGAGGGAAGUGAUGAUGGUGGCUCCAGCUGGAAUGUUCUGGACAAACAAACUUCGCAAAAUUUUGAAAGUCGUUUCCAGCGCAAAACAUUUAAGAUAGAUUCCAACAAACACAUGUCAAAUGCUUUCAGGUUCAGAUUUCUGGCUGUUCGAGAUGGUAACGCGACAUCACGAUUCCAAAUAGGCAGUAUUGAUCUUUAUGCGAAGGUGAGUUAAUUUUAUUUAUAUGAUAAAUACACUAAAAAAAAAAAAAGGUCUUGCUGCUUCUGUCUGUAAUGAUAAUCCUGCAAAAUAAUGUUAGGAGUCUUCAUGAUAAUAAGGUGUGUCACCUGAACAUGUGUAACAACAUAUUAUUAUGUAUUGUUUACAUGCAUGAUUCAAAUAAAUGGAAACUACAAUUUAUACCAA
This is a messenger RNA of Magnolia sinica, 2559 nucleotides long. RefSeq names its product peptide-N(4)-(N-acetyl-beta-glucosaminyl)asparagine amidase. Gene Ontology annotation, biological process: glycoprotein catabolic process; protein quality control for misfolded or incompletely synthesized proteins; protein deglycosylation. Gene Ontology annotation, molecular function: peptide-N4-(N-acetyl-beta-glucosaminyl)asparagine amidase activity. Gene Ontology annotation, cellular component: cytosol; nucleus. The transcript has 17 exons. The record is from RefSeq and is a predicted model, not a curated record. Bases 175 to 2367 code for a protein of 730 amino acids. Lineage: Eukaryota; Viridiplantae; Streptophyta; Magnoliopsida; Magnoliales; Magnoliaceae.